CUGGAGAGAAAAUAUUGCAGCCAAAUAAGAUUUGAGAUAACACGGACGCUUAAACCAUGGCCAACACAAGAGGAACGUCUUACGCUGGUGUGAUAUUGUUAGCACUUCUAGCAUCCGACACAUUUGUCAUGAGAAAGAUGGUGUCCUCCUACCCUAUCUGCUCUCCAGGAAGUUUCCAGUGCCAAGUACUUCUCAGUGAUCUCUUCGACAGGGCAGUCAAACUCUCCCAUUAUAUCCAGUCUCUCUCCACUGACCUGUUUGAGGACUUUGAUCAACAUUAUUCUCAAGGACGUCGACUCAUAGCAAAGGCCAUGAACAACUGUCAUACGUCUUCACUGAAUACACCAGAGGACAAAGACCAGGCUUUGCAGCUCCAGCAUGAUGACCUGAUGAGCAUCGUGCAGUCGUUACUCCGUUCCUGGAACGAGCCACUUCAGCAUUUGGCCUUAGAGGCCCCAGAGAGCAUUGGAAGAAAGGUGAAAGAAGCUGAAGAACAAACAAGGACCCUUCAAGGAGGAAUAGACAGAAUUGCCGGGAGAAUGCAGACCAAUCUGGAAGCGGACUUUUACCCUCAGUGGUCGGGGCCCGUGAAAGCCGCCGUACCAAACGGGGAGUCACACCUGUUUUCAGUCUACCACCUGCUGCACUGCUUCCGACGAGACUCUAACAAAAUCGACAAUUACUUGAAGAUCCUGCAGUGCCGCGUUAUUCACGCAAAUAACUGUUAGAUUGGCGCCAUCGUGUCCCAGAUUUAGAUUUGGAAGUCAAAAGAUUGUAAUUUAAUGUAGAACAGUUUAUCUCCCACGCUAUCCCAUAGCUGUCCGAGGGACAACAAGUGACCUAAGCUGAUGUAUGUUGUUUUUCAGUUGUACCGAUCAUACCCUUUAACUCGGAUUUAUCCUCCAUCUAUUUAGUCUUUACACAGAGACCCACCUCUUGGUAUUUAUACAAAUUCCUAGCAAUGACUAUGAAUAAACGAUGUGGUCUUGAUCGUCUUGGUUAAAUGCCAGGAGAGCCACAAAAGCACAUUCACAAAAGGUCCAAAUCAGGAUCCAAAUAUUCCUUCGUUUGAAGGAACCAAGCUCAAAAAAGACCCCACACGAGCGGGAGUCCGAUGUGAAGUCACUUGUCAGAAGCAAUAAAUUAUAUGCAUUAAA
This is a messenger RNA of Spea bombifrons (plains spadefoot toad), 1157 nucleotides long. Its product is annotated as prolactin-2-like. The record is from RefSeq and is a predicted model, not a curated record. Bases 57 to 728 code for a protein of 223 amino acids. Gene Ontology annotation, cellular component: extracellular region. Gene Ontology annotation, biological process: positive regulation of cell population proliferation; positive regulation of receptor signaling pathway via JAK-STAT; response to nutrient levels. Gene Ontology annotation, molecular function: hormone activity. The transcript has 5 exons. Lineage: Eukaryota; Metazoa; Chordata; Amphibia; Anura; Pelobatidae.